GUGACACAACAAGCGUGAUUGCGAAAGUGCACUUGGCAAAGAUUGGUGAACGUCUGCUGAUGGAAAGACGGCUCACAGUUCGACAGGAACACACCAGAACAUAUUCAGCUGUCCUCCUCGUCUCACUGAAUCAGAGUCCGUCUUCCUCCUCGUCAUGGAGCAACAAUAUCCUGAGUCCGCGGUGGUGUUUCGAAAUGUGGGGCAGCUCUAUUUCCCCCAAACCAGGGUGGAGUGUCACUACAGUAUGACCUCAGCCCAUCAGUGGAGCAGCAGGGACUGGAUUGGCAUCUUUAAGGUUGGUUGGUCCUCACUUCGAGAGUAUCACACCUACUCUUGGUCGCUCGUUCCCGAAGGCUACGCUGAAGGAACCGCUGUCGACUGUUGUGCACUUUUUCAGGCCUUUUACCUGCCUCGCCCCAGCACGGAGGAGUACCAGUUUGUGUAUGUGGACAAGGUGGGGGGAGUGUGCGCCCGAAGCAGACCUUUCACCUUCUGCUCCCCCAAGCCUCUGGAGGAGCUGGAGACUCUGAAAGAGGAGUGCGAUGAGGAAGAUGGAGAUGAGGAGGAGCUGCUCCUGGUGGUCCCCAAAGCUCAGCUGCUGCAGAGUCAGCUGGAGGAGAGCUGGAGGGAGAAGGAAGAGUUGCAGCAGGCUGUGGAGGAGGCCAAACAGCAGAUAGAGGAGGAGCGGAGGAACAGCAGAAAAGUAAAAGAAGAAUGGGAGAGUGAACGGGAAGCCAUGAAGGAGCAGAUUAGCGAGCUUCUUGAAAACCUGAAUCAUAAGUGUGACGCCUUGAAGACAGUAGAAGGGAAACAUCUGGAUGUCACAAGCAGCCAGCAGAACCUCAACACUGAACUGAAUCAACUUUUGGAGGAAAAAGUGCAAAGUCAGCAACGAAUCAAAGACUUGGAGGAAGACAUCAAGGCGUUAGCAGACCGAGAGGAGGAGAGAAACACAGAGAUGGAAAGGCUGAAAGAGAUAUUGAAGAAAGCAUGCAAUCAAAUCAAGCUUGAUGAGGAAAAGAAAACGUUGCUGAAGGCGGCGCACGAUGCCGCGCUAGCGGAGGUCCGUGGAUUGCAGCUUCGUUUGGAGUCGAGCGAGCGUUUAGCAGAGAGCCUGCGCAGGGAGCUGAGGGAGCUGGGCACCCGACAAGGCCAUGCUCACGCCGAGCUGCACCAAGCCCACCUGCAGGUGGCACAGCUGGGCCUGCAGCUGUCUGAAGAGAAGCUGCUCCUCAGGGAGGAGCGCACCAACUGGGCCCUGGAGAGAGAAGCUUCCAGACAGGCAGCAGAGGCUGACCAAAAGAAAUUAGAAGAGCUGAGCAGUGAGGUGUGCAGGAAGGAGGAGCAAUUGAGGGAGGAGAGGAUGAAGAUGGACAAGCUGGAAGCAGGGUUUGGGAUGAGAGACCAUGAUGCUGAUGGAGUGAGUCAGUGAUGCUCAUCUAUGUGCACGCCGUCCAGGGGACACCCACGAUCAGGCGGUCCAUCACGGUGAGAACAAACAACUGAUGCUUGCAGGAUUUGUGGACCCUGUGAUCAGGUGACACACACACACACACCAUUUUGUUUACGCUAAACCUUCUCAUGAGAUUAGUCACGCUUUGUUAAUUUAAAAAAAAGUGGAAAAUACUAACACAACGAAGACAGGCGUUUUACAUGAUGAAUUCUGCGUGUUUCCCCUGCAGUGAGUUGACGAGCUCCCUCAUGUGGUAGCACACGGAACUGCAAGUUUUACCUUUCAGGUUGAGUGUGUGAUGUUUUUUCUGUGUGAGUUGCCAUCAGACGACUUUUGUGGUUAGGUUAAAUAUGUUUAAGUGAUAAAUGUUGGUAUUUUUACACGUAUCAAGUGUCAUAUCAGCUGUUAAGGAGAUGAAAUGAGUGUUUUCUUGAGAAAAUGACACCGCUUUUGACUUCAUGGAACAUUUGCGUGUGUUACAAAACAUUCUAAUGUCAAGUUGAAGUGCGUGACUUGAAGGUUUGCACGGAUCUUAACUGUAGUCGUAGCUAAAACAUGCAUGUAUGGAUCAGAUUUCCACUAUUAUAUGUGACUUGUUAUUGGUUUAUCACGCUUAUAUUGAUUAGUAACAGUCAUGAAAUAAGACACAUUGUCGGUCUCAUGAGGAGAGGCCACUAAAUUGAAAUGUUUUGAAGCAAUUUAAGAGAGACCCCUUGGCGUUUUGGCAAAGAGGAGAAGAAUGCAGAGUUACCAUUGUGCACAACUUGAGAUUUAUGGCGUAUUUUAUUCAAAGAAACUUACUAUAGUGCCCCACUGGGAUGCAGUAUCAUUUUAAGUUCCCCUUUAAGUUACUUACAAGUUUGUUUUUGGUGUGUAUGCUUGGUUUGUUUAAAUGACACAAAUAAAUACAACAGCACACAGAAUGGUGUGAAAACAACAAAGCGCCUUUUUUUUUUUUUAUCAAAAUACAUCACCAAAAAAAACAAAAAACAAAAUAAACAAGCAAACUACAUAGACAUAUUUUUAGAGAUGUUCAAAUAUCUUAACAUGAAGGAGAUGACAGAGGUUGAUGGUUAUGUUUUUGUUUAAGAUGAGGCAUGACAUCAGAAAUAAUAAUUAAAAAAAAGAGCUCAUUCAAAGUUAUUUUUGUGUCAUUUGCAUAUUAUUGAUGUACUCUGUUUGAAUUCAUGCAUCUUCUGCUGUAUUGAAAUAUCCAGAUAUUGAAUUUAACAGUGCACACGUUUGGUGGAGAAAUCCGUACAUCUCUGAUGCACAAAUGUGUGAUACUUAAAUGACCUUUUUUUGUGCCCUUGAGAGUCUUUCCUCCUUACAUUCUGAGUUGGUGUGCUACAUUCAGGCCUCCGCAUGAGAGCUUCUUAUGUUUCUAUUUCAUCCCUGAUGUCCACAAACGAUGCUUGUAUUACAGCGAAUGGGACAAAUAAGAAGCGUUUUUACAAGGUGUCAAUAUCACAAAUGAAUAUUUGGCAUGAGACAAUCUAGUUGAAGUGUGAUGUGUGAACUUAUUAGCUGUGAAAAUUCAUUUAAAUGAAUGGAGGCGGCUUUCUCAUGUCCACACGUGAAACCUGAAUUUGCUGUGCUCCUCCUCACGCGUCUUUAUGGCUUCACGGUCCUGCUGAGUCAUACUUGUCUUCCACAACACCGUACCGGCGGGUGACCCAUCCCACCCGAGUCCUCAGUCCGCCGCGUCAUUUUGGUCUGUUUUGGAGCGUGAUUCGCGUCUUCAAAUGCGUUAUUGCUGACUUUCCGCCUGAGAUUUCCACUGUUAGCUUGUGAGUUUUAAUAAUAGAACACGCAAAACAAAAAGUAAAGGAAAUGGACACAAAGCAGAGACAGAAAGAAAAGGUAAGUAGCAUUUCUGUCACUUGUCAUAAAAAAAAAAGUUUUUAUACAAAGUGUAGCCCUUUUCCGGAGGAGGCGUGUCCUCCUGUCUGUCUCGCUGUGACCACCGUCUUGUCUUUUUGGCACGGUGACAUCUUGUCCUCCACCUUUUUAGUGCUUUUGCUUCAUCCCUCGCUUCCUGUAAACGUUUAAUAAGAGCCUGAUUGGAGGGUGAGGAUGACGAUCUCUUAUUGUGCCGGGCCGCUUUUAUUUUGUGUGGUCGCUUCCUCCCCCCAUAGCUCUCCGUCACUGUCCGCCAGCCGCUCCCGCUCCUCGUCCCAGUAGUCGUCUUCCUCGUCGUCGUCCUCUUCCUCCUCCACGGGUGACUCGCAUGAGCUCUUCUCCUCUCGCUUGAUGGCCUGGAUGGCGGGCGGGGGAGCGGCGGCAGCAGGGGCAGGGGCAGAGGUUUCUCCCGAGUCGCUGCUGUCCUCAAAGGCGUCUGGGUUUUCCAGCAUCUCCCUAAUGAGUGGCGGCAUGGGGCCAGGGAUCUCCAUCUUUAGUGUGAUGGCUCUCUCUGCACCUGUUUGCACAAACAUGGCAAAUACAUGAAAUGAUGUAUGUACUUUACAAACUCUACAAACCCCCUGAAUCCUUUCCUGGGCAAGGAACCAUAU
Molecule: messenger RNA, 3966 nt
Organism: Dunckerocampus dactyliophorus (ringed pipefish)
Lineage: Eukaryota; Metazoa; Chordata; Actinopteri; Syngnathiformes; Syngnathidae
Gene: calcoco1b
Product: calcium binding and coiled-coil domain 1b
Exons: 10
Coding region: 155-1432 (425 amino acids)
Source: RefSeq, a predicted model, not a curated record